AGAGCAAGUAGUGCCAGAGCGGAUGAAUCAGGCGGAUGUACACUGCAGUUGUAGGCUCCUCAGCUGAUGUGAAAGUAGCUGGGUGAAGGGAGAGAGAGAGAGAGAGAGAGAGAAAAGAGGAACUGGUGCACUCUGUUACUACUACAACACUGGAACAAAUAGUGAAUGGUAGUGUCUAGAAAGGGUAUGUCCCUUCAGGAGAGAGGUGCCAAUGUCCAACCGGCCUAAUUCCAAUUCAGGGGGGUCACUGCGCCGUUCACAGAGGAACACUGCUGCGGCCCAGCCACAAGACCAUACAGUAGCGGGAAGGUUGCAGUCAGAGCAGGUAAAACAAAAAGCUAAUUCCCCACCUGAAAGCAGAAGACCUAAUUCUAAGGCUUCCAAAGCCACAGCCAGCACAGCCACUGGCCAGUCCAGGGGUCACAGCUCAAAAAGAAGCGGUUCUACACUGUCAGUGGCUUCACCUGUGUUACAAGACGACCCUGGCACUGCAGGGACAUCUGAACAAGAGAGACCAGGCCAGUCAAAGAGCGAAGGCACCCGAGGGUUAAAACGAAGUGAAGCUCCAGACCAAAUUAGUACUUUUGCACCAACCCCUGCCAAGAAACCCAAGUCACUCCCCCCACCCCGAGAAAAUACCUCAGACAACAAGAAAGGCUCAUCAAAGUCUAAAAAGAAAUCACUUUCUUCAGAAACACCUGCAUUGUCAGGUCGAGGCCAGAGCAAGAAGAGUGUGCCCACAGGGGCCGCAUCUGUCCAGAAACGCAAGAAAUUGGACUCUCUCCCCGGCCUUAGUAGCACUGCUGGGUCCCUCCCCAAUCGCACAGAGGGCAGAACUGCAAAACCCUCCAAGCUGGCGUCUAAAUCGGCCGCCUCAGCCAAAGCUGGGUGCAGCAACGUGACGGACUCAUCUUCCUCCUCUGCUUCCACCUCUUCCUCUUCUUCAACUACAGGCACCAACAGCACUGCCUCACAGGGCGCCAGAGUCAAGCAAGGAAAAGACCAGACCAAGGCCCGUCGCUCUCGUUCAGCCUCUAGCCCCUCCCCACGUCGCAGUACUCGUGAAAAAGAGCAGGCCAAGGCCGCCAGCUCGUCCAAAUUUGAGUGGGCAGCACGCUUCAAUCCCAAAGUAAACCUGCCAAAACCUAAACUGACCUUACCUGGAUCGUCUAAAACAGAGACCUCCAAACCUGGGCCAUCGGGAUUACAAGCUAAACUAGCAAGCUUGAGAAAAUCUUCUAAGAAGCGCAGCGAGUCUCCCCCAGCAGAGCUCCCCAGUUUUCGGCGGAGCACACGCCAGAAGACCACGGGCUCUUGUGCCAGCACCAGUCGGCGAGGCUCAGGCCUAGGCAAGCGCGGGGCAACUGACGCUCGCCGGCAAGAGAAAAUGGCCGACUCCGACAACAACCAGGAUGGGGCCAACUCCUCAGCCGCUCGCACUGAAGAAGCAUCCCAAGGGGCAUCAGCUUCAAGCUCAGUGGCAGGAGCGGUGGGCAUGACCACCUCAGGAGAAAGUGAGUCUGAUGACUCUGAAAUGGGAAGGCUGCAGGCUCUAUUGGAAGCCAGGGGACUCCCUCCACACCUUUUUGGGCCUCUGGGACCCCGCAUGUCACAGCUAUUUCACAGGACCAUAGGCAGUGGUGCCAGCUCAAAAGCUCAGCAGUUACUGCAAGGCCUGCAGGCCACAGGUGACGAGUCUCAGCAGCUUCAAGCUGCCAUUGAGAUGUGCCAGCUGCUGGUGAUGGGAAAUGAAGAGACUCUUGGUGGGUUUCCUGUUAAGAGUGUGGUGCCUGCUUUGAUUACACUGUUACAAAUGGAGCAUAACUUUGACAUUAUGAAUCAUGCCUCCCGUGCUCUCACAUACAUGAUGGAGGCACUGCCACGGUCCUCUGCUGUGGUGGUGGAUGCUAUCCCUGUCUUCCUGGAGAAGCUUCAGGUGAUCCAAUUCAUUGACGUAGCAGAGCAGGCCCUAACUGCCCUGGAAAUGUUGUCACGGCGACACAGCAAAGCUAUUUUACAGGCUGGUGGGCUCGCAGACUGCCUGCUCUACCUUGAGUUUUUUAGCAUCAAUGCCCAGAGAAACGCUCUGGCCAUUGCAGCAAACUGCUGCCAAAGCAUCACUCCAGAUGAGUUUCACUUUGUAGCUGAUUCUCUUCCACUGCUGACUCAGAGACUCACUCACCAGGAUAAAAAAUCCGUCGAAAGCACUUGUCUCUGUUUCGCCAGACUUGUGGACAACUUUCAACAUGAAGAGAACCUGCUGCAGGAGGUGGCAUCCCGGGAUUUGCUGACCAACAUACAGCAGCUCCUGGUAGUUACCCCUCCUGUGCUCAGCUCGGGGAUGUUCAUUAUGGUUGUGCGCAUGUUUUCUCUCAUGUGCUCCAACUGCCCCAGUCUGGCGGUGCAGCUUAUGAAACAAAACAUAGCAGAAACUCUGCGUUUCCUCUUAUGCGGGGCAUCAAAUGGCAGCUGCCAGGAGCAGAUUGAACUUGUGCCACGCAGCCCACAAGAGCUCUAUGAACUGACCUCCCUCAUAUGUGAGUUGAUGCCCUGCUUACCGAGGGAAGGGAUUUUUGCUGUUGACAUAAUGCUGAAGAAGGGGAGUGCUCAGGCAGCCGAGGGUGCCAUCUGGCAGUGGAGGGAUGACCGUGGCCUAUGGCACCCUUACAACCGCAUUGACAGUCGCAUUAUUGAGACAGCCCACCAAAAUGGUGAGGACGAGAUCAGCUUGUCAACACUGGGUCGUGUCUACACGAUUGACUUCAACUCUAUGCAGCAGAUCAAUGAAGACACAGGAACAGCACGGGGCAUACAGAGGAAACCUAAUCCGCUUGCUAAUCCCAGUACAGGGAGUCACCAAGAGGUUCGUCGUGAAGAUGCUCGGGCCCAGUUGAUGAAGGAGGACCCUGAACUUGCUAAGUGUUUUAUCAAAACUCUCUUUGGGGUUUUAUAUGAGGUGUACAGCUCGUCUGCUGGCCCUGCUGUCAGACACAAGUGCCUUAGAGCCAUCCUCAGGAUCAUCUACUUUGCUGAUGCAGAGUUGCUAAAGGAUGUGCUGAGGAACCAUGCUGUGUCGAGUCAUAUUGCCUCUAUGUUGUCCAGCCAGGAUUUGAAGAUUGUAGUAGGUUCUCUGCAGAUGGCAGAGAUUCUCAUGCAGAAGCUGCCUGAUGUCUUCAGUGUCUAUUUUAGAAGAGAAGGCGUAAUGCACCAGGUUAAAAACCUGGCAGAGUCCGAGGCGUUUCUAGUCACUAGUCCACCUAAGGCUUGCCCUAGUGGCACUACCAGUCUGUGCACUACUACCAUCAGUACUGCUUCUACCACGUCUGCAAAUAAUGUUACUCCAGACCUGGGCUCACCCAGCUUCCAGCACAGCAUGGACGACUCAUUGGACCUCAGCCCACAGGGGCGGCUAAGUGAUGUCCUAAAGAGAAAACGACUACCUAAACGAGGGCCAAGAAGACCAAAAUACUCACCUCCGAGAGAUGACGAUAAAGUAGACAAUCAGGCUAAGAGCCCAACAAGUACUCAAUCUCCCAAAUCCUCCUUCUUGGCUAGUCUUAAUCCUAAAACCUGGGGUAAACUGGGAGCCCAGACCAACAAUUCCAACUCAGAACCCUCACGCACAGCAGGGGUCAGUGGCCUGGCCAGGGCCCCUCCAAAGGAUUCUAUAUCAAAUAACAGAGACAAAAUAAAGGCUUGGAUCAAAGAACAGGCCGGUAAGUUUGUAGAGCGCUACUUCAACUCGGAAAAUGUUGAUUGCAGCAACCCUGCAUUGAAUGUACUCCAGAGACUUUGCACAGCCACCGAACAGCUCCACCUACAGAUGGACGGAGGUAUGGAGUGUCUGUUGGAGAUUUCCAGUAUUGUAUCAGAGUCGGACGUUUCGUCAUUUGAGAUACAGCACAGUGGAAUGGUGAAGCAGCUUUUGGUUUACCUGACCUCCAAUAUGGAUACAGACCUGCUGAGCCGGGACGUCCGUCUAAAGAGGUUCCUCCACGUAUUCGCUGGCUGCCCGAUUCCAGGAGUGGAGCCGGUAGGUCGACUGGACCCAGCAGAGAAUGGACCUUACCUGGCCCUUGUGCACAAGAUGAACAGCUGCCUGAGCCAAAUGGAGCAGUUCCCUGUCAAAGUGCAUGACUUCCCCAGUGGCAAUGGCAAUGGAAGCAGGGGUUCUCAAGCACUGAAGUUCUUUAAUACACACCAGCUAAAGUGUCAACUGCAGAGACAUCCAGACUGCACUAAUGUGAAACAGUGGAAAGGCGGCCCUGUAAAGAUAGAUCCACUGGCCUUAGUGCAAGCUAUCGAGCGAUAUCUGGUUGUUAGAGGGUACGGCCGUAUCAGAGAAGAGGAUGAAGACAGCGAUGAUGACGGCUCAGAUGAUGAAAUAGAUGAGUCGCUGGCAGCACAGUUCUUGAAUUCUGGCAGUGUACGUCACAGACUACAGUUCUACAUCGGUGAUCACCUAUUACCGUACAACAUGACGGUGUAUCAGGCAGUACGACAGUACAGUCUUCAGGCAGAAGAGGAGAGGGAGUCCACAGAUGAUGAGGCCAACCCACUGGGGCGAGCUGGUAUCUGGACCAAAACGCAUACAAUAUGGUAUAAACCAGUGAGAGAGGAUGAGGACGGAAGUAAAGACAGUGUGGGUGGAAAGAGGAACCGGGCCCAGACUGCUCCAACCAAAACCUCACCACGGAAUGCCAAGAAGCAGGAUGAGCUUUGGCAAGAUGGUGUGUGUCCCAGGGUUAUUAAUCCCUUAGAUACAUACCUCACUUCAGAGCCUCCUGAGACCAUAACCUUCGAUGAUCCCUCCUUGGAGGUCAACCUGCUGCUGAGGGUCCUUCACUCUAUCAGUAGAUACUGGUUCUACUUGUAUGAUGUAAGUGUAAACCUGACCAAUUUGCUACAACUUAGCAUAACAGGAAACAUUCCGACAUGGCUCAUUGAGCUCGGAAAAACCUGUCCGUUUUUCUUCCCUUUCGACACCCGGCAGAUGUUAUUUUACGUGACUGCCUUUGAUCGUGAUAGAGCCAUGCAGCGUCUUCUGGACACAAAUCCAGAGAUCAACCAGUCAGAUUCUCAGGACAGCAGGGUCGCACCACGUCUCGACAGGAAAAAGAGGACAAUAAAUCGUGACGAGCUGCUCAAACAAGCAGAGUCUGUGAUGCAGGACCUGGGGAGCUCUAGGGCCAUGUUGGAGAUUCAGUAUGAAAACGAGGUUGGCACUGGUCUUGGGCCAACUCAGGAGUUUUAUGCCCUGGUGUCUCAAGAGCUCCAACGGGCUGACCUUGGUUUGUGGCGGGGUGAAGAAGUCACUCUGGCCAAUCCUAAAGGGAGCCAAGAGGGAACCAAGUACAUGUUCAGCUCCAGAGGACUUUUUGCCGUUCCUUUUGGCAGAACAACCAAACCAGCACAUUUAGCCAAAAUCAAAAUUAAGUUCCGUUUCUUAGGAAAGCUAAUGGCAAAAGCCAUUAUGGACUUCCGACUGCUUGACCUUCCCCUUGGGCUGCCAUUUUAUAAGUGGAUGCUGCGACAUGAGAUGUCUAUAAGCUCCCAUGACCUUGUAAAUAUUGACCCUAGUGUAGCCAAGUCCAUCCAGCAUCUGGAAGAUAUAAUCUGCCAGAAGAAAAGGCUAGAGCAGGACAGAUCCCAGACGAGAGAAACUUUACAGCAGGCGCUGGAAAGCCUGAAUAUGAACGGCUGCUCGGUUGAGGAUCUGGGUUUGGACUUCACCCUCCCAGGAUUCCCAAACAUUGAACUAAAAAAGGGUGGCAAAGACAUCCCUGUCACGAUCUACAACCUCGAAGAAUAUCUCAGGUUGGUUGUUUACUGGACUUUGAAUGAAGGAGUCUCCAGACAGUUUGAGUCAUUUAGGGAAGGCUUUGAGUCGGUCUUUCCCUUGCAUCACCUGCAGUAUUUCUACCCCGAAGAGCUCGACCAGUUGUUGUGCGGCAGUAAGUCAGAGACGUGGGACGUCAAAACGUUGAUGGAGUGCUGUCGACCGGACCACGGCUACACACAUGACAGUCGGGCAGUUCGGUUCCUGUUUGAGGUGUUGAGCAACUUUGACGCCGAGCAGCAGAGACUCUUCCUGCAGUUUGUCACUGGAAGUCCCAGACUGCCUGUUGGAGGUUUCCGGAGUCUGAACCCGCCCUUGACUAUUGUAAGAAAGACCUUUGAGUCAACGGAGAACCCAGAUGACUUCCUGCCCUCAGUCAUGACCUGCGUCAACUACCUGAAGCUGCCUGAUUACUCUAGUAUAGAGAUCAUGCGAGAGAAGCUGUUGAUUGCUGCCCGCGAAGGCCAGCAGUCCUUCCACCUUUCCUGAUCUCCCCAUGUCUCACAUUCAAAAUGCCUUCUCCAGCGACUGACGACAUCCUGACUUCCUUCUUAGUUUUUUUGUAAUCACAUACAUCGGGGCUACGUGUACAGCCUUCUUGUUAGAGAAAGCAGCUUGCAGAAAAAUUAAGACAUAUAUAUUUGCCCCAAGUCUCUCAAAAAAAAAAAAAAAAAAAAAAUGGAAAUAUAUUCCAUGACUCACAGGACAUGAAAUAUAAAAAAAGAAAAAAAGAGAGCAAAACUUAUCAGUAGUUGAGUAAUGUUUAAAAAAAGAUGACAACAUCUGGGUGACAUUUUAAAUUGCAUUGCUAUGUGAUAUUUAAAAAGGGAUGUCUCAUCCACUUAGUGGUGGAUAACCGGUUGUUGGGUGUCAAGAAUCGCAGAGGGCAAGGACUGGGUGGGGCAGGGUUAGGGUGGGUCCAUUGAGCAGGCUAGGUUUACUUUAGCUCCAAAGAUCAUUUGUACAGACAAAUUUGCAGACUUUGCUCAUUCUAUACAUUUGAUAGAAUUAGCUAUUUCUUAUCGCACCCCUUCCCCCCCACCCCCUCAGUUCAUCCAUUCACAAUCUGUUGUGUAUUAUAUCAGCCCUGUUUUUGGUGUUUGCCUUUCUGUUAAGCUCCCCAACCCUCCCUAGUGUGUCUUUGCUUCGAGUUGUGAAAAGGAGAGUUGCCGUUGGUUGAAUGCGGAUAGUGUUCAGCUCAUGUUUUCUUUACUUUCUGUCCCUACUACCCAAGUUGAGAUUGUCUUCUGGCCUCCUUCAUUAUAGAGAGCUCCAGCUCGUAUAAAGAGUUGUAACCGAUUUGUUGAUCAGGAAAAAUUGUUUUGCUCUUAUUUUGAUAGAGUCUAGUGUCUUUCUGUUGCUCCCUACACACACGUGUAGGGUUAUUUUGGAAGGCCAAGCUCUGAGCAAACCCCACAACAUGUAAUGUAGCUGGACACAAAAUUUGGCUCAUUUUUAUUGGUUAAAUGGCCAGAUAGCAUUUCAAGCUCAUUUAUGAAAUAAAAAGGUUUAUAUGCAGUUUCACACCCUGUUCAGGGUGGAGAUGUCUGCUUUUUCUUUUUCUUUUGUUUUUUUUAAUUUUCUAUAUUGUCUUUAUUUCUUGCUGUAGUUGAUUUUUUUUUUCUUUGCACUGCUGGCUUGGAACAAACCGUGGUGUGCACCUGCAGUCUGGCCAGGGGAGGGCGCCACUGUAUGCUCUCCUGGCCCAAUCGUUCAUGUGCUGGUUUCUAAGAUCUGCAAUAAUUUACUGCGUCAGGUUCAUGUUUUUACCUGAACAUAAAUAAAGUAACUGUUUGACUCA
Cynoglossus semilaevis (tongue sole) is the source of this 7640-nucleotide messenger RNA. It is a transcript of the gene trip12, whose product is annotated as thyroid hormone receptor interactor 12. The transcript is spliced from 42 exons. The record is from RefSeq and is a predicted model, not a curated record. Gene Ontology annotation, molecular function: ubiquitin protein ligase activity; zinc ion binding. The coding region runs from base 212 to 6328 and encodes 2038 amino acids. Gene Ontology annotation, biological process: protein polyubiquitination; proteasome-mediated ubiquitin-dependent protein catabolic process; DNA damage response. Gene Ontology annotation, cellular component: nuclear speck. NCBI's taxonomy places the organism in Eukaryota, Metazoa, Chordata, Actinopteri, Pleuronectiformes, Cynoglossidae.